This is a messenger RNA of Musca domestica (house fly), 2877 nucleotides long. RefSeq names its product heat shock protein 83. The transcript has 2 exons. Gene Ontology annotation, molecular function: ATP binding; ATP-dependent protein folding chaperone; disordered domain specific binding. The record is from RefSeq and is a predicted model, not a curated record. Gene Ontology annotation, cellular component: perinuclear region of cytoplasm; cytosol; protein-containing complex. Gene Ontology annotation, biological process: protein folding; protein stabilization; cellular response to heat. Bases 213 to 2363 code for a protein of 716 amino acids. Lineage: Eukaryota; Metazoa; Arthropoda; Insecta; Diptera; Muscidae.
GCAUUAGUCUUGUAACAGAACUUGAACAAAACGUGACUAAGGCGAGAAGCCAAACCAAGAAAAGAGGAACAAAGUCAAAUUUUCUUUGAAUAAACGGUGCAAAGUGAAGAAAAAGCAGUGAAAUUUAAAUUGCUAAAAGUUAAUUAAAAAAGUAAUUCUAAAUUACAACACAAAUUUCUGAAAUCUUGUGAAUUUAUAAAUAAAAAGCAAAGAUGCCAGAAGAAGUUGAAACAUUCGCUUUCCAAGCUGAGAUUGCUCAGCUGAUGUCACUGAUCAUCAACACAUUCUACUCCAACAAAGAAAUCUUCUUGCGUGAAUUGAUUUCCAACGCUUCCGAUGCCUUGGAUAAAAUCCGCUAUGAAUCAUUGACCGAUCCCUCGAAAUUGGAUUCUGGCAAGGAAUUGUAUAUCAAAUUGAUUCCCAACAAGACCGCUGGUACCUUGACCAUCAUUGAUACCGGUAUUGGUAUGACCAAAUCGGAUUUGGUCAACAAUUUGGGUACCAUUGCCAAGUCUGGCACUAAGGCUUUCAUGGAAGCGUUGCAGGCUGGCGCUGAUAUUUCUAUGAUUGGUCAAUUUGGUGUAGGUUUCUAUUCUGCCUACUUGGUUGCCGACAAAGUCACAGUCACCUCCAAACACAACGAUGAUGAACAAUACGUUUGGGAAUCGUCUGCUGGUGGCUCGUUCACAGUCCGUGCCGAUGACUCUGAACCAUUGGGUCGUGGUACCAAGAUUGUUUUGUACAUCAAGGAAGAUCAGACUGACUACUUGGAGGAAAGCAAAAUCAAGGAAAUUGUCAACAAGCACUCUCAAUUCAUUGGUUAUCCAAUUAAAUUGCUCGUAGAAAAAGAGCGCGACCAAGAAGUUUCCGAUGAUGAGGGUGAGGAUGAAAAGAAGGAAGAAGAAAAGAAGGAAAUGGAAACCGAUGAAGCCAAGAUCGAAGAUGUUGGUGAGGAUGAAGAUGCCGACAAGAAGGAUAAGGAUGGCAAGAAGAAGAAGACCGUCAAGGUUAAGUACACAGAGGAUGAAGAAUUGAACAAGACCAAACCCAUCUGGACUCGCAAUCCCGAUGACAUCUCUCAAGCUGAAUAUGGAGAAUUCUACAAAUCCCUCACCAACGAUUGGGAAGACCAUUUGGCCGUCAAGCACUUCUCGGUUGAAGGUCAACUUGAAUUCCGCGCCCUGCUCUUCAUCCCCCGUCGCACACCAUUCGAUCUCUUCGAAAACCAAAAGAAACGCAACAACAUCAAGUUGUACGUCCGUCGCGUAUUCAUCAUGGACAACUGCGAAGAUCUUAUUCCUGAAUACUUGAACUUCAUCAAGGGUGUUGUCGACUCUGAAGAUUUGCCCUUGAACAUUUCUCGUGAAAUGUUGCAACAAAACAAAGUAUUGAAGGUUAUCCGCAAGAACUUGGUCAAGAAGACCAUGGAAUUGAUUGAAGAGCUCUCCGAAGACAAGGAACUCUACAAGAAGUUCUACGACCAAUUCAGCAAGAACUUGAAAUUGGGUGUCCAUGAGGACAGCAACAACCGCGCUAAGAUUUCCGACUUCUUGCGCUUCCACACAUCCGCCUCCGGUGACGACUUCUGCUCCUUGGCCGAUUACGUCUCCCGCAUGAAGGAGAACCAGAAACACAUCUACUUCAUCACUGGUGAAUCCAAGGAACAGGUUGCCAACUCAGCCUUCGUUGAACGUGUCAAGGCUCGUGGCUUUGAAGUUGUCUACAUGACAGAACCCAUCGAUGAAUACGUCAUCCAACACUUGAAGGAAUACAAGGGCAAGCAAUUGGUCUCUGUUACCAAGGAAGGCUUGGAAUUGCCUGAAGAUGAGGAGGAAAAGAAGAAGCGCGAAGAGGACAAGACCAAAUUCGAAAACCUCUGCAAGAUCAUGAAAUCGAUCUUGGACAACAAAGUCGACAAAGUUGUCGUUUCCAACCGUUUGGUUGAAUCUCCAUGCUGUAUUGUAACAUCACAGUUCGGUUGGUCCGCCAACAUGGAACGUAUCAUGAAGGCUCAAGCUUUGCGUGAUACCUCCACCAUGGGAUACAUGGCUGGCAAGAAGCACUUGGAAAUCAAUCCCGAUCAUCCAAUUAUCGAAACCUUGCGUCAAAAGGCCGAAGCUGAUAAGAAUGACAAAGCUGUCAAGGACUUGGUUAUCUUGUUGUUCGAGACCUCCCUGCUUUCAUCUGGCUUCUCUCUACAAAGCCCACAAACCCAUGCCAGCCGCAUUUACCGCAUGAUCAAGCUUGGUCUCGGUAUCGACGAAGACGAACCUAUGGCUGCUGAAGAAACCCAAAGUGCCGCUGAUGCUCCCCCAUUGGUCGAUGAUACCGAAGAUGCUUCUCACAUGGAAGAAGUCGAUUAAAUACUUAACCCCUGCCCUUCCUCUUAACGUAUAAGUAGCUUAUAAGAGUUUACCACGUACUCGACAGACAACAGACUGUUGCAAGUAAUUCCAUGGAUGUCUGGAACACAUUAAUGUAGUAGUUUUGUGUUUCUGAUUCAUUUGUGUUGUGUAAAAUAGAAGAAUUGACUACUCACCAUUGCCGCGUUGUAAGCGGUAGCACAUUCUGUGUGCGACAUUCAUCAUUCAUCAGUCAAAUUCAUAUUUUAUUUAAAUUUACUAUUUUUUUUUGUAAGAUCGCAGUUUCUAAGGUUUGAUUAAAAGAAAAAAAGAAAUAAAAUCCAAGCAACUAUUUAUAGAUGACUAUAAUUUAUGUUUUUUAUUUUGUUUACUCCUAUUUUUGGCGACAAAAAUUUGUUUUUAGUGUUAGGUUCUUUGGUUGGAAUUUGAAAAUAUUUUGAUUUACAGAAAAACGAAGUUGAAUGUAAAUCGUUGUAUUACAAAAGAUAUAAAUAAAAUACGCAUCUGAUCACAA